Molecule: messenger RNA, 1877 nt
Organism: Oryza sativa Japonica Group (Japanese rice)
Lineage: Eukaryota; Viridiplantae; Streptophyta; Magnoliopsida; Poales; Poaceae
Product: triacylglycerol lipase 2
Biological process (GO): lipid metabolic process
Molecular function (GO): hydrolase activity, acting on ester bonds
Source: RefSeq, a predicted model, not a curated record
CUGAGCAGUGACCACUUUUAAAUACGCAUGCGCCCACUCCUCGAUCGCUCGCAGCACUGAGCUCGAUCGUGCGCGCGCGCGCACGACGCAGCAGCGGCUAGUGGCACUCAGAGCGCGCCACGGCGGGCGCCAGCAUGAGCACCGCGUGUCACGGCGUUCGCGGCUUCUUCUCGAUCUCGGCGGCGGCGAUGACGAUCGUCGUCACCACCGCCGUCGUCCUCCUGUCCGGCCCGCAGCUCGCCGCCGGGGCGCGCGUCCUGAUCAACCACGCUGAACUCCGGCGGCGCGACAUUGCCACCGCCGGCGGCGGCGGCGGCGGCGGCGACGGCGCGUGCGCGACGGCCGUGGCGCCGUUCGGCUACCCCUGCGAAGAGCACGAGGUGACGACGCAGGAUGGCUACAUCCUGGGCUUGCAAAGGAUCCCGAGGGGACGCAUCGGCGGCGUCACCGGCGGCGGCGCGGCGGCGGCGCGGCAGCCGGUGCUACUGCAGCACGGUGUACUCGUGGAUGGCAUGACAUGGCUGCUGGGGUCGCCGGAGGAGUCGCUGCCGUACAUCUUGGCCGACCAGGGCUUCGACGUCUGGAUCGCCAACAACAGGGGGACCCGCUGGAGCAGCCGCCACGUCUCACUCGAUCCCAAAAGCCGGAGCUACUGGAACUGGUCAUGGGACGACAUCGUGGUCAACGACAUGCCUGCAAUCGUUGACUACGUUUGCAGCCACACCGGCCAGAAGCCACACUACGUUGGCCAUUCAAUGGGGACGCUGGUGGCGCUUGCAGCUUUCUCCGAAGGCAGGAUGGUUGACAAGCUGAAAUCAGCUGCGCUGCUCAGCCCUGUCGCGUAUCUGUCUCACAUUACCACUCCCAUUGGCGUUGUGUUAGCUAAAGCAUUCGCUGGAGAGCUCAUCUCUGAUCUCCUUGGCAUCGCCGAGUUCAACCCAGCAUCGCCUCAAGUGUCCAACUUGGUUAGAACGUUCUGUCGUAAGCCCGGGAUGAACUGCUACGAUCUCCUCACAUCUUUCACUGGAAAAAACUAUUGUCUGAACAAUUCAGCAGCCGACAUCUUCCUCAAGUACGAGCCCCAGCCAACGUCCACAAAAACCUUGAUCCAUCUCGCUCAAACGGUGAGAGACGGGGUUCUGACCAAGUACGACUACGUGAUGCCGGACGCGAACGUGGCCAGGUACGGGCAGGCCGACCCGCCGGCGUACGACAUGGCGGCGAUCCCGGCGUGGUUCCCCAUCUUCCUCAGCUACGGCGGCCGGGACUCGCUGUCCGACCCCGCCGACGUCGCCCUCCUCCUCGACGACCUCCGCCGCGGCGGCCACGCCGGCGACCGGCUCACCGUGCAGUACCUUCCCCAGCUCGCCCACGCCGACUUCGUCAUCGGCGUCUGCGCCAAGGACCUUGUCUACAACGACGUCAUCUCCUUCUUCCGUCGAUUUCACUAAAAAAAGGGAAAGAACUGAAUAAAUCAAAACAAAAUAUAGCUGGCAUAUAUUCACUAGUAGUGAUUAAGUAGCUAAUUAAUUUGGAGGUCUGAGAAAAUUAUAUAUACUAGUAUAGUUGAUAUACAGUUACAUGAAAGAUGAUAAAUGGAAAUGGGACCAAAAUUUUACAAUAGAAUAAGAUAUAGAGAGAUGGCAUUUGGGCCAUAUCGAUUUUUUUUAAUUUUUUCUAAGAUACUUAUAUGUGGCAAUGCGGGUCCUGCCUAUUUUAAUUUUAUUUUUUUUUUCCAAACUAUGAAUGCCAUGUAAACGUUACAUAGGCGCUGCGAUACAUAAACGACCAGGUCUAAGUGCUAAGCAAGCGCCUCGUAGCAUGAAACAAUAAUUAAAACUACCGAAACCUAAAUUGAUCAGGUUUUAAUAAUAGCU